AUGGUGGACUACUAUGAAGUUCUGGGAGUACAGAAAUAUGCUUCGCCAGAGGACAUUAAGAAGGCUUAUCACAAAGUGGCACUUAAGUGGCACCCUGAUAAAAACCCAGAAAAUAAAGAAGAAGCAGAGAGAAGAUUUAAAGAAGUAGCUGAAGCAUACGAAGUGUUAUCAAAUGAUGAAAAACGGGACACUUAUGAUAAAUAUGGCAAAGAAGGAUUAAACGAUGAUGGUGGAAGUCGUUUUGAUGAGCCUUGCGAGAGUGACUUCAGAAUCCGUAAGCCAGAUGAUGUCUAUAAUCAUUUUUUUGGUCAGAGGGACCCAUUUUCAUUUGAGUUUUUUGAAGACUCGCUUGAGGACCUUUUAAAGAGUCCAAAGCAGUCCCAGAAGAGCAGAAGCAGAGGUGCGGGGUCCUUUUCCUCUACCUUCAGUGAAUAUCCAGCUUUUGGGAGCAAAUUUUCUUCUUAUGAUGUAGGCUAUGUAUCAUACAGUUCACUGGGGCAUGGGGGCCUUACUUCAUUCUCCUCCAUGGCAUUUGAUGAUAGAGGGAUGGACAACUACUUAUAUUUUACAAGGUCAGAUCAAACAGCUGAUGGCAGAAAUAUCAAUAUAAAGAGAAUAAUUGAGAAUGAGCAAGAAAGAGAAGUAGUUGAAGAGGAUGAUGAGUUGAGGUCCUUCCUGAUAAAUGGGAUGGCAGAAGAAGAGGGCUUUUCUGAAGGAUGGGGCUGGAAAGGAGAGUCAUUCAGCAAAUACUCAAGUUCUUACAGGACCAAACAUAUACCUCAGUAUACUUUUGUAGACAAUGAUGAACUAGGUGGACCUUGGGUCACUAGCAGCUGGGAUCCCGCCAUUUUCUCAGAAGGCUUCAAAGAAGGUGGUAAGAGGAAAAAGAAGAAGCACAAAGAGGUGAAGAAGAAGAAAUCAACCAAGAGGAAAAGCUAA
Molecule: messenger RNA, 939 nt
Organism: Echinops telfairi (small Madagascar hedgehog)
Lineage: Eukaryota; Metazoa; Chordata; Mammalia; Afrosoricida; Tenrecidae
Gene: DNAJB7
Product: DnaJ heat shock protein family (Hsp40) member B7
Exons: 1
Coding region: 1-939 (312 amino acids)
Biological process (GO): positive regulation of proteasomal ubiquitin-dependent protein catabolic process; protein refolding
Cellular component (GO): endoplasmic reticulum membrane; cytosol
Molecular function (GO): ATPase activator activity; Hsp70 protein binding
Source: RefSeq, a predicted model, not a curated record